AUGGACCCUCGGAGAGUCUCUCGCGGGGGCGUUGAGAAACCCGUUCGUUCCGAUCCAUCGAGCUUCACGCCUAAGCGGCCAGUUACACUCCCGUUAUCGAAGAAAGAGCCCGUCAUCGCACUUGGUGGUAUCGAUCUCCAGCUCUUGUUGCCGCACCCUCAACUAACGGAGAACCUAGAACAAAGGAGCCGAGCCGUACUUCGCGAUUCUACCACGUCUUCACCUCAGCUGGAAUCUUGGUCCACGCCACCUAUCCUGAGCAAACGACAAGCCUUUGGCUAUCGACCUCACGAACGGGAAUACUGGGCCCGGGCAAUGCCGUGGCUCCAACUCCCUGCUUCGACACCAUCCAUGCAGAGCUGCAGCAAUUUGCUAGACAAUAUUUUGACGACCGCUGAGGAGCGUUCAUUCCUACGUGGCAUGAUGCCCGAGACAGCGUUUCCGAGUGAGAAUCGUACCAUACAGCCAGAGACUGAGAGCGGAUCUGAAGCCUCAAAAUGUAUGCCGCAGUUCGUCGCUCCGUCGCAGGUGGAAUAUAACCCCCGCAUGAUUGGAGUUCCCGAUGUACCAGAAGAUGAAUUUCUGACCUUCUAA
Messenger RNA from Penicillium riverlandense, 594 nucleotides. RefSeq lists its product as uncharacterized. The coding region runs from base 1 to 594 and encodes 197 amino acids. The transcript has a single exon. The record is from RefSeq and is a predicted model, not a curated record. Lineage: Eukaryota; Fungi; Ascomycota; Eurotiomycetes; Eurotiales; Aspergillaceae.